Molecule: messenger RNA, 273 nt
Organism: Phytophthora sojae
Lineage: Eukaryota; Oomycota; Peronosporomycetes; Peronosporales; Peronosporaceae
Exons: 1
Source: RefSeq, a predicted model, not a curated record
UUAUCUUUCACCCAAACGUUCGGCUUGCUCGGACUUCCACUAGUCAGGAUGAUCUCUGUAUCCGUCGCCUGGACUGCGUGGCUGGUCAUACUGACCGUCGCGCCCAACCAAACUGCGAACUUCUUGAUGGGGACCACGGAGCUGGACGACGGUAACUUCUGGCUGAUCAUUGACCCGGAGCCCAUCUUCAUGGUCGUCAGCACUCUGUGUCUGGGGGUUCUGUUGGUAAGCUACGCCAAUGUUUUGCUCAAGAUGACGGUGCAGAGGAACGCC